Pyricularia pennisetigena is the source of this 798-nucleotide messenger RNA. RefSeq lists its product as uncharacterized. The transcript has 2 exons. Bases 1 to 798 code for a protein of 265 amino acids. Lineage: Eukaryota; Fungi; Ascomycota; Sordariomycetes; Magnaporthales; Pyriculariaceae. The record is from RefSeq and is a predicted model, not a curated record.
AUGGCACCCCUCAAGCCCCACUGGAUUUCGCCGUCGCACCCCGAGAUCCAAGAAGUCAUUAUCAAUGAGGCCGAGUUCACCUCCAUGUCCCGCUCCCGCGUGACUCUGCCCCCUUUCGCCCUCUACGCCAAGAUGUCCUUCCCGCCCUGCACCCUGGCCGAUGAGCCGACGUACGCCACGGUGCAGAUCGGCCGGGACCGGCACCUGAACCUCAACAGCGACCUGCUGUACAUCAAUCACUCGUGCGACCCCUCGCUCAUCUUCGACACGGCCAACCUGGCCAUCCUGGUCGGGCCCAAGGGGAUACGGGCCGGAGAGGAGCUGACCUUCUUCUACCCGUCCACCGAGUGGCACAUGGCCCAGCCCUUUGCCUGCCUGUGCGGCGCCGCCUCGUGCCGCGGCACCAUCUCGGGCGCCGAGGCGAUGUCGGCCCCUGACCUCGAGGGCGUCUGGCUCAACGGGUUCAUCCGCGAGAUGCUCGAGGAGCGUGAUGCCGCCGCCGCCGCCUCCAAGGUCAACGCCAAUGGCAAUGGCAACAGUAACGGGACGACGGCGAGAGCUUACCAGACUGGUCGGGCUCUGCAGGAUGCAGUAUUUCAGGCCGAGCGCGUGGUCGACGCCACCAGGGCUGCUCUGCUGUCCUACCAGGCUCAGUCUUCCAAUGGCAAUGAUGGCGGCCGUAAACACGCGCAGCCAACCAAUGGCUGCCAGAAUGGUAUCAAUGGAGGGCCCACCCGACGUGGCGCCACCUCCCGUGAGCUUAGUGGUGAGAUGGGGGGCGAUACCAUCCGGGCUUGA